Effrenium voratum is the source of this 1182-nucleotide messenger RNA. The record is from the annotation of a GenBank genome assembly. NCBI's taxonomy places the organism in Eukaryota, Dinophyceae, Suessiales, Symbiodiniaceae.
AUGGAGGGCGCCAAGCCGGGCUCCGUGCAUCUCACGGCAGACGGGCGCUGUGUCUACAUCGCUGCUCGCCUCGGUGUGGUGGAGGAUUUACUCCGGCCGAGCCAGACCUACUUUGAGGGCCACAACGCCGAGCUGCUGUGCCUCUCCUACAACUCCCAGCUGGACCUUGCGAUCAGCGGCCAGCAGGAGCCUCCGGGGAUUGGCAGCAGCUACGCCUGCGUGUGGUGUCCUAGCCAUCCCUCGCGCGCGCUCUGCGAGCUGCGCUGCUUCGAGGACCGGAAGGCGGCGGGCCAGCUGAAAGGCCCGGAGAUCCCGCGGAGCCGGGUGCGCACCGAGGGGAAGGUGGACUACCCUGGCUGGUUCGACCCCACUACCAUGGACGAGACGCAACUCCGUGGGAUCUCCGCGGUGGCGCUUGCAGCCCACGGCCGCUUCGCAGUGAUGACCGCCAUGGACGACAAGCGGAGUGUGUGCCUCUUCCGGCUGCCGGAUGCUGCGACGAAGCCGCUGACAACAACUCCGCAGCAGACCUAUGUGCUGCGCGUGCCCACGAUGUUGGUUCGGGGCAGCUCCAACAUUUGCGACCUGGCGCUGGGGAACCCCUUCGACCCUCUGGGCCGCUUCCGCUUCGCGGGGCUCACCAAGACGGCGCUGAAGCUCUGGGAGUACCGGGAAGGCGCCAAGGAGCUGGUGAGCAACGCCGUGGUCUUCGGGAAGGCCCCCCAGCAGCACCUCAGCUCGGUGGCCUACGCCUGGGACGCGGGGCAGCUGCUGAUGUGCGGCAAGGAGGGCCAGCUCUACAACGUCCAGGGCUGCCACGUCCACCAGAGCGGGCGCCUGGGGCCUAACCUGGGCUGCUGCGCCCCGCUGGCGCCGGGAGGGGGCUUCGACUACCUCGCGGGGUGCGCGGACGGCGCCUUUGUGCUGGGCCGCUUCGAGCAGGACCCGCCGGUGAAGGCCAUGAAGAGCCGGCCAUUGGGGAUCAGGCCUCAGGCGCUGGAGCGCUUCGUGCUGGAAGAUCUGCCCUCCCCUCUGGGCCAGGAGUUCCCGAGGGGCCUUCGCCCGCACUGGCGGAACCUCCAGGUGAACGAGCGGUGGCAGGCUUUGGCGGCCUCCGAGGGCCACAUCUUGGUCUUCUUCGACCUGGGCCUGGCCCCAGGAGAACCCGGCAACGAUGUCUGA